ACACCAUUGACGCUUCGAACUUUAUGGCAAAUAGACGCUCAUUCCACGUGCAAUACACAAGUGAAUCAAAAGAUUCCAAGCAAGCCGAAAGCUAAAAUUGAUUUGGUGGCCAUUAAAUUAUUGGUAAAUAGCAGCAAAAUGUAUGAUGGUCUGGAACCCAUUGAAAUUUCCGACGACGAUGAGAUUUCGAUUUACGAAGAUGAAGUUUCGAUUUUAAACAUCAAAACACCUGCUCCGCUAAUGGCCGACGAGCGAAAACUAUAUUGGGCCGACAAAACGCGAAAGAAUAAUGUGAUUGCCUCUUGGAAGCAAUGUGAGCUCUUAUCGCGUCAAGUCUAUGUCAACGAAUUCGAGGAGGAGCAAGAAAUGUGUUUGAUUAACAUGUUUGAUCGUAAACUAGAGGUACCAAAUUACAAAUUGGCCAUGGCAAAAUCGUCACGACAGGACUAUCACAAUUAUAGUCGAGUAUUGGCAUUUCGUAAACGUGUUGAUUUACCGUACAUCAUCAAUGAAUUCAAUCAAAUGGAAGAAUUGUAUCCCAGUCAAGAUAACGAACCAUAUGCGGGUAUGAUUGCAUCCAGAAGCAAUGUAAAUGACCACUUUUACAUGGUUUUCUUUGACGAUGGGCAUGUUCAGAAGAUCAAUUGGAAGGAUAUUCGAUUGGUGCUGGGAAAUGACGGCUUGUCACAUGUUCAUUCCAAUGCAAAGAAAUACUUUGAAUUUUUCGCAUCGCUUUCACGUCGUCACGAAAUAGACAUGACCAAACUGGACAUUGGACAUUUUCUAUGGGUUGAAUGCAAUGGUGAAUGGAUCAUUGGCGAAGUCAAAGAUAAAGACAAGGAAUUACCGUUGAUUCAAUUUGAAUUGACUAAUGGCCGUCAUGAAUGGUUGUACUCUGGAUCGCCACGUAUCGGACGAGUUUGGAGACAUUUUAUUAAUUUGAAAUUGCUUGAUGCAUCGCUUCAGUUUAAUUUCAUGCCAGAAGUGGUAGAUAACAGCGAUAAUGACUGCAUUCUCAUCGAAUUACCAAUUGUUCAACCUCGAACACGCCAACAAGCCAUCGAAUCAACAAUCAUCCCAUUGGUUAAUUCGUCGAAUCUACGAUUACGCUCGAACCAUCAAUGCAAUCACAAUUGUAUCGAACUGGAAGACAAGGCCGAUCUGACUGGAUGCGGCUUGUUUCAACGUCCUUUGGCCAUUGGGUUUGAACGAGUCAAAUCAGGGUAUGUGGCUCCAUGUGGUCAAGUUUUAAAAGAUUACAAAGCCAUCGAGCAGUAUUUGGCAACGACAAAGGCAAAAAAGAUACGGAUCGACUCAUUUUCAUUGGACAAAGACUUCGAUCCGUCAGCCAACUUUUGCUCAAAAGCAGUUAAAAACCCGGACAUAUCAUUCGGAAAGGAAAAGAUACCGAUAUCAGCAAGCGAUAAGCCACUCAAUUUGGACGAAAAUCUUGACGAAAAUUUCAACUACAUUACUGAUUAUCGAUUUCCAAAUGACUAUUUGACGCCCAACAUCCGGACGCAAUGUUGUGACUGCACAGAUAACUGUGCCAACAAGUUAAAAUGCAGUUGCUGGCAUUUGACCGUUGAAAAAGCCAUCGGACGAAAACCAAACCAGUCAGACUUGAAAGAAUAUAAAAACUAUGGUUACAUACGUUCUCGCCUGUGUGAUACCGAGCGAUUGGAAAAUGGAAUCGUUGAAUGUGGCGAAAAUUGUAAAUGCUCAAAAGAGGCGUGUGUGAAUCGUGUGGUACAACACGGUUUACAAUUAAAUUUACAGGUUUUCGACACAAAAUCCCGAGGCCGUGGCGUACGUACGCUGACCGAUAUACCAGCAAAAACAUUUGUUGUCAGCUACUAUGGUGAAGUGAUCGAUCAAAAUGACGCAGAAGGUCGAACAUUUACGUAUUUUUUUUCGUUGGGCCAUCAAUCGAUUGCGACACCAAACUUGGAUGAUAGGCCAAGUCAUGCAAAGAGACCACGAAUCAAUACAGACGACCACGAUGUCAAACAAGUAUUCGUGAAUUUCUUUCCAACAUAUAUUACAUGGCCGAAAGACACCGACUCCAGUUCGGAUGAUGAAAGCGAUACCGAUGACAAAGAUAGCGCAAAGAAACAUAAAAUCGAAUAUGUUGUCGAUAGCAAUAACUUUGGCAAUGUUAGCCGCUUUUUCAACCAUUCAUGCGAACCAAAUAUGUUUGCUCAAGAUGUGUUUUUGAAUGAUUUCAAAUUUCCAACGUUGGCGUUUUUUACUAACACAGUUGUCAAAGCCGGCACUGAACUUACGUUCGACUACGCAUAUAAUGAAGACGAUAAGUACAAGACGAAAUGCUUAUGUGGAGCCAGAUCGUGUCGCAAACGACUGAUUUAAUCGCAUGAUGAUUAGCAUGAAUAAGCACGAUUUUGAUAUGCCAUGAUUUUACCUUGUUAUUACCAUUUUUUGAAUGUAAUUUUAAUAGCAAAUUUCCAUUUUUCAAGUCUACUUUUGUAAAGUAGCAAUAAUACUGCAUGAGAAUGCUCAUUUUUUUAUUCAACAGUUUUAUAACUUCAUUAAGGAUUAAGAAUUAAUAUUGAGUACAAUACAAAAAAUGAUCCAUCCAAAAAAAAUCAAACAUAGCAAAUUACCGAUGGCAAUUGAAAAAUAUCGCUAAAGCGAUACUGAAUGUAACGCUGAA
Messenger RNA from Contarinia nasturtii (swede midge), 2674 nucleotides. Its product is annotated as histone-lysine N-methyltransferase eggless-like. Gene Ontology annotation, biological process: heterochromatin organization; negative regulation of gene expression. Gene Ontology annotation, molecular function: DNA binding; protein binding; histone H3K9 methyltransferase activity. The record is from RefSeq and is a predicted model, not a curated record. The coding region runs from base 139 to 2370 and encodes 743 amino acids. Gene Ontology annotation, cellular component: nucleus. The transcript is spliced from 7 exons. Lineage: Eukaryota; Metazoa; Arthropoda; Insecta; Diptera; Cecidomyiidae.